AUGAAAUUGUGUCCUUUACCCACGGCAAUCAAGAACCAAAAAAGCACUCCAACUAAAAAUGCUAAUGAUGAUGCCCGAUUUGGUUACUCAACUUUCCAAGAAUUAAAGGAAGGAAAACAUGAAAUUGUUCGUAAAUAUAAGGAAUUAGCCGCUAAGAUAUUUGAUAAUUAUAAUGAUAGAAAAAAUAGGGAUUUUUGGGACACUAGUGACUCUUAUAUUAGUGAAAGUUAUAGAAAACAGUGUGAACAAAAAAACCAAAUAGAGUUAAGAAAUAGGGAAAGAUUAAUAAAAAAAAUGGAGCAACUCAUUGCCAAGGCAGAACAAGAACAAGGAAAUAAUGACAAAAAGCGUAAAAGAGAAGAAGUCAAUAAUUCCUCUGACACUAAUAAGCGAUCACGGAGUGGUAAGGAAGAAAAAGAUUUCGGACAAUUAGUCUCAGAAAAAAAUAGACAAAAAGGCGAAGCAACAAAUCAGAAAAUAGAUAAUAUUCUAUCUGUCGCCAGAGAAGAAAAUGACCCACAAAAAUUAGCAAGUCUGCUCGAACAAAUUGAAAAAGUUAACGGAGGAAAAGACAUGGCAGAGAGCAAGAAAAAUGAAAUAAGAGAAUUAAAAGAAAGAAUGUUUGAUUCUAAUCCCAACCAAGCCAAGCAGGAACAACUCAUUGCCAAGGCAGAACAAGAACAAGGAAAUAAUGACAAAAAGCGUAAAAGAGAAGAAGUCAAUAAUUCCUCUGACACUAAUAAGCGAUCACGGAGUGGUAAGGAAGAAAAAGAUUUCGGACAAUUAGUCUCAGAAAAAAAUAGACAAAAAGGCGAAGCAACAAAUCAGAAAAUAGAUAAUAUUCUAUCUGUCGCCAGAGAAGAAAAUGACCCACAAAAAUUAGCAAGUCUGCUCGAACAAAUUGAAAAAGUUAACGGAGGAAAAGACAUGGCAGAGAGCAAGAAAAAUGAAAUAAGAGAAUUAAAAGAAAGAAUGUUUGAUUCUAAUCCCAACCAAGCCAAGCAGGAAGUAAUUAGUAAAUUAAAUAAUCUCUUAUCCCAAAACAAUUUAAGCAAAGAAGAGCAUGAUAAAAUAGCCCAAGAACUGGAAGAUUUGAAUAAGGAAGAGAACAAACAAGCAAUUAUCAAAAAAGAAGAAAGCAUCACUGAGAAAAUUGGGAUAGCCGGUGCCCAAAAGAGGCUUAAUGAAUUAGUGAAUAAAGCCAAAAAUUUUCUUCAAAGUAAUUUGCUAAAUAAGUUUCAAGAGGUCAAAAAAGAAGUAAUUCAAUUUAUUGCUGAUAAAGGCUAUAAUCACAAGGCCUAUUUGACUAACCAGUCUGAGAUAGACCAACUCUUUGCUCAAACAAGUUCAGAACAAAGACCACAAGAACCUACUUGGAAAAAGAAAAUUGGGAUAGCCGGUGCCCAAAAGAGGCUUAAUGAAUUAGUGAAUAAAGCCAAAAAUUUUCUUCAAAGUAAUUUGCUAAAUAAGUUUCAAGAGGUCAAAAAAGAAGUAAUUCAAUUUAUUGCUGAUAAAGGCUAUAAUCACAAGGCCUAUUUGACUAACCAGUCUGAGAUAGACCAACUCUUUGCUCAAACAAGUUCAGAACAAAGACCACAAGAACCUACUUGGAAAAAGCCCGAAACUGUUUUAAAAAUCGAAUAUCAUUCAAAUAAAAGUGACGAAUAUCCUCCACCCCAUACUUAA
Molecule: messenger RNA, 1686 nt
Organism: Entrophospora sp. SA101
Lineage: Eukaryota; Fungi; Glomeromycota; Glomeromycetes; Entrophosporales; Entrophosporaceae
Source: the annotation of a GenBank genome assembly